GAGCUGCAGUGCCGUCACCGGGCGGCGCCGGCGCAGAUGUGGUCCGUUGUCGGGCGCCGCCGAUCAGAAUCCAAAGCUGCGCGCUCCGGGUUCCGGGUCACUCUGAGAAUGGUUCUUCGGCGGCUGCUGGCGAUCUUGCUGCACAGCCCGCAGCUGGUGGAGCGCCUGUCCGAGUCGCGGCCCAUCCGUCGUGCAGCGCAGCUCACCGCCUUCGCACUGCUGCAGGCCCAGCUGCGCGGCCAGGACGCGGCCCGGCGCCUGCGAGGCCUCGCGGCUGGGCCCGCGGGCUCCCUGGGCCGCCGCGCUGCGCGUUUCAAAGACAUCUUCACUAAGGAGCUACGCCGCGGCCUCCGGGAACGCCCAGGGCCACCACCAGGUAGCCAGAGGGGCCCAGGUGCAAACCCCUAAAUCUAGGUUGGGCCUAGCCCAAAUCGCCCGAUUUCCCUUCUGGGCUCGACACUGUACUCGGCGCUAAGGAGUCAUCCCUGGCACUGCGCGCGUCUUCAAAUCCUGACUCAGAUUGUCAGCCAGCAGAGGUCCCAGCCAUCAGAAAGCCCAGGUCAAACCGACAUUCCCGGUGUAGCCCUGAGAUCGGACAUGGCACAGUGUGUGAAGAAAGCCCCUGAAACCUAACAGAAUCGAAGAUAGGGUAGGCCUUGAUACACCGCGUACAGAGAGCCAUGGACCAUACCACAGUCCGAACAAGGGUCUGCCUUCUGCGAAUGGGACUAAAACUCGUGAUAUAGGUAAUGUCUCUGCACUGAUGUAAUAGGGCACUACUUCAGAGGAGAUCAUGGAUGGAAGGACAACCUUACAGCUGCCAAAAUUCUCUGAUUAAAUAUGUGAGCUGAGUAA
Pteropus alecto (black flying fox) is the source of this 855-nucleotide messenger RNA. It is a transcript of the gene NCBP2AS2, whose product is annotated as NCBP2 antisense RNA 2 (head to head). The record is from RefSeq and is a predicted model, not a curated record. The transcript has a single exon. Bases 37 to 408 code for a protein of 123 amino acids. Lineage: Eukaryota; Metazoa; Chordata; Mammalia; Chiroptera; Pteropodidae.